Echinops telfairi (small Madagascar hedgehog) is the source of this 2228-nucleotide messenger RNA. RefSeq names its product cAMP responsive element binding protein 3 like 1 (gene CREB3L1). Bases 1 to 1563 code for a protein of 520 amino acids. Gene Ontology annotation, molecular function: DNA-binding transcription factor activity, RNA polymerase II-specific; cAMP response element binding. The record is from RefSeq and is a predicted model, not a curated record. NCBI's taxonomy places the organism in Eukaryota, Metazoa, Chordata, Mammalia, Afrosoricida, Tenrecidae. The transcript is spliced from 12 exons. Gene Ontology annotation, biological process: regulation of transcription by RNA polymerase II.
AUGGACUCGGUCCUGGACCCUUUCCCGGCCGACCGACUGUUCCCGGGAUCCAGUUUCCUGGACUUGGGCGAUCUUAACGAGUCGGAUUUCCUCAACAAUGCGCACUUCCCGGAGCACCUGGACCACUUUGCCGAGAACAUGGGGGACUUCUCCAAUGACCUGUUCAGCAGCUUCUUUGAUGACCCCGUGCUGGAUGAGAAGAACCCUCUCCUGGACAUGGAGCUGGACGCGCCCACGCCGGGCAUCCAGGCGGAGCACAGUUACUCCCUGAGCGGUGACUCGGCGCCUCACAGUCCCCUGGUGCCCAUCAAGAUGGAGGACGCCACCCAAGACAUGGAGCAUGGCGCGUGGGUGCUGGGCCACAAGCUGGGCUCCGUCAUGGUGAAGCAGGAGCGAAGUCCGGAGCCCUCCAUGGACCCUCUGGCCGCCUCUUCAGCAAUGGCCGCCGCCGCCGCCAUGGCCACCACCCCGCUGCUGGGCCUCAGCCCCCUGUCCAGGCUGCCUGUCCCUCACCAGGCCCCAGGGGAGAUGACACAGCUGCCAGUGAUCAAAGCUGAGCCCCAGGAGGUGAACCAGUUCCUCAAAGUGACACCAGAGGACCUGGUACAGAUGCCUCCGACACCCCCGAGCAGCCACAGCAGCGACAGCGACAGCUCCCAGAGCCCCCGCUCUCUGCCCCCGUCCAGCCCCGUCCAGCCCAUGGCCCGCUCCUCCAUGGCCAUCUCCACCUCGCCACUCCUCACUGCCCCCCAUAAAUUACAGGGGACGUCAGGGCCACUGCUUCUGACAGAGGAGGAGAAGCGCACCCUGAUCGCAGAGGGGUACCCCAUCCCCACAAAGCUGCCCCUCACCAAGGCCGAGGAGAAGGCCCUGAAGAGAGUCCGGAGGAAAAUCAAGAACAAGAUCUCUGCCCAGGAGAGCCGCCGCAAGAAGAAGGAGUACGUCGAGUGUCUCGAAAAGAAGGUGGAGACGUUUACGUCUGAGAACAACGAAUUGUGGAAGAAGGUGGAGACCCUGGAGACUGCCAACAGGACCCUGCUCCAGCAGCUGCAGAAGCUCCAGACGCUGGUGACCAACAAGAUCUCCAGGCCUUACAAGAUGGCCGCCACACAAACGGGGACCUGCCUCAUGGUGGCAGCCUUGUGCUUCGUCCUGGUUCUGGGCUCCCUCGUGCCGUGCCUUCCUGAGUUCUCCUCCAGCACCCAGCCUAUGAAGGAAGAUCCCAUCGCCGCUGACAGCGUCUACACGGCCAGUCAGAUGCCCUCCCGCAGCCUCCUGUUCUAUGACGAGGGAGCAGGCUCGUGGGAGGACGGCCACCGUGCCCUGCUGCCCGUGGAGCCUCCGGAUGGCUGGGAAAUCAAGCCCGAGGGGCCGGCUGAGCAACGACCUCAGGACCACCUGCAGCACGACCUUCUGGACAGCACCCAUGAGACCACCAAGUACCUGAGUGAGGCCUGGCCGGAGGACGCUGGGGGCAACAGCACCAGCCCCGACUUCUCCCAUCCCAAGGAGUGGUUCCGUGAGAGGGACCUGGGCCCCAACACCACCGUCAAACUCUCCUAACCCGUGCCACGACCCACGACUCAGCACAGACCUCCUGGCACCCGGAAGAGGCCCUGUCUUACUCACCAACCCGGAUCCGGCUCGCACCCCUGCCCCCUGGGGUUCCCAUCCCAGGAGGAGGGGAUCUCCAUCCCUGUCACUCAACAUUCGGACUAUACCCAUGGACCAACCACUCCUUCCUCACCUCUCCCUCCACAAUCAUCCGUCCACAGCCAGCCACUCCCCGGGCCCCUGCCCUGCCCCACCAAUGACUAACACCACCACUGCCUACCCGCCCCAGACACACACACAGACAUGCAGACAAGCCACACAACCUAACACACACACACACACACACACAGCCCUCCCCCCACUUCCCACUGUACAGAGACCAAGAACAGAAAUUGUUUGUAAAUAAUGAACCUUAUUUUUUAUUAUUGUCAACCCCUAAGAUAUUGUAUUUUACAAAUCUCCCUCCUUCCCCGCCCCCUCCCUUGUUUUAUAUUUUAUGAAGUUAGUGCGGGCUUUGCUGAUCCCUGGCCCAGGAAAGAGGUUCCCCCCCUCCCCUGGCCUCCCCCCGCUGCUGCCCAGGCCGCUGGGCCUUGUUACUUGCCAACCUGCUCCAUCCAUCCGCUCAGCACAUGCUUCCAGAAGGCAAAAUAAAAAAAAAAAAGAUGCAGCAUCAA